Molecule: messenger RNA, 3786 nt
Organism: Amphimedon queenslandica
Lineage: Eukaryota; Metazoa; Porifera; Demospongiae; Haplosclerida; Niphatidae
Exons: 19
Coding region: 88-3726 (1212 amino acids)
Source: RefSeq, a predicted model, not a curated record
UGUCACGUGCCAUUUAUUUGGGAGCGGUUUUUAAUUGGAGGCCAUUAAUGUAGUGCAAAGAAACACACCAAGUAUCAGUCUCUUGUAAUGGCUACUAUAAUAUCCCACACUACACCUCAUCAUCCUCGUAUAACUAUUGUUGAAGCAAAGGACGCCAUUCCCUCCUCUUCCUCACCCUCCUCAUCUCUAACUUCAGAAACUUUAUCACAGAGUUCCCUCCCAAGAUCUCCUUUAAAGAGCAGUCCGAUAAAAGAUCCCAUUCCUCCUUUUACUCGGUCUCGUGUCCUUAAACACGUUAGUCUUCCUCGCUCAAAGUUAAGAGAAAUCACUCCACAUUCGCCUUCUCUCUCUCUUCAACAAGGGCCUCAACCUCCUCCUCGUGUUAAUCCAGAACCAGUACAAGAUACCCAUCUCUUUGUUGAUACUAAUUCACUUGUUCCUUUGAAGCACAGUCUUGGGCCAGUGGUUUUGCCAAAUGCAAGAAAGGUCAAGGAAGAGAUGAAAAAGGGACGCUUUGAAGCAACAUUACCUGGCAAGACACAAGAAAGCAAAGGCCUUCUGAUGCUGAAAGGCUUGGGCUCUGAGGAAGGAAGGAGUACUGUCAAGAUGGCUUCUAUGUCUACUCUCAAAAGAGGUGUUAGUGUAGAGAAUGACAAUAUGGAACAGUCAAUUGACACUGAUAAUGGUGGCAGUGUAACAACAGCUUCAUCAUCCUUUCAGGCAUCACUUCCUCUUCCUCUUCCUCAAACAAUGGAGCCUAUCAUAACAGCUGACAAUGAGCUUGCUAAAGAUAAGGAGGCCAAAGAGGGGGGAGGAGGAGGAGGGAAAGAGGGGGAGAGGGUCAUCACUAAGAAUCAGUGGACUACCACUGAUGGUCUUCACUAUUUGACAACAAAGGUUGUUGAUGAUGACCGGUUGAUAAAGGUGAUCCAAAAAGGACAGGAGCUCCUCCAUGAGAUCCGCAUGGCUCAUUCUCACCUCCCAUACUCAGCAAUGGAGAGACAGACAGAUUGUUUCUCAAUCGAAAAAAGUGAGAUCACACAGAGGGUGACAAAGGUCUUGUACACUUCCUCAAAUGAUUUUAAAGCCAAAGAUACAGGCACUGCUAAUAGACUGUCUACCUUUCAUCAAAAGAAAUCAAAACUUGCCAGAGAUGGCCAAAAGAACAAGGUGUGUCUGUAUAGAGGAGAGGCUGACCAUAAUUCAGCCUCAAGUUUAGAGAGGUAUAUGCACCUAACCACAGGCUGCCCUUCCUCCUCUAUUGACUUUGUACCUGCUAAACCAGUUCUGGUGUCUUCUUAUCAAACUACAGGAAAGAUAACAUAUCUAAAUGAUGAUGUAACAAGCAUAGAGAGAGGAACGAUAAAAAAAGAACAAAGAGGAUUGCCAGGAGUGGCAGACAGUGGCCCAUUGAGAGAGCAAGAAUGGGUAGAAAAGACAGAGGCUGGGUCUACUCAAAAAAGUUGUUAUAAACUUGACAUGUGUCACAUUGGUGGCGUUACUCUAGUCGAGAGUAAUCUUGACGAGCAACACGAGGAGGUCCUGAUUGAGGAAAGAGAGAGGAGUCAUGGAGGGGGAGAAGAGGAAACCCGAUACGAGGAAGUGAAGAAGGAAAGUAAUGUGUGUCCCGUGGAGGAAAUAAAAGGGAAUUUAGUAAUGAGGGUGACGUCACCAGUUCACAAAGGACCGGAGGGCAGUCUUCAAAACACUCGCCCCAGACUAGCUGUCCAGGUUCUGCCGUCAGUUAGUAUAGAUCCUGUUACCAAGAAGAAGGACAAUAAUGCUGUUCUGUCAUUAGCGUGUAGCAGUGAAAGUACACCUAGUGACACUGAAAAGCCUUUCAUCCCAACUACUCCUCAUCAAGCCAUCAGACUAGAAGGAAAGGUCUACCUACCAAUAUCACCUCGGACUUCUCCUCCCCCUCUCUCUCUCCCUGUUCUCUCAAAUGAAGCUGAAAGGACGAGAAAGACUCAUUUUUCUAACGACGUCUCUUUGGAUCAAGUCCAACAAAAAGCACAAUCACAUAUUAAAGGACAAGCUCAGGAGUGGGCUAAACAUGAGCUCUUAGUUCAGUUAUUGUCUAGUCUCAGAGACAGCAAUGUCUCCUUGGCUUCCUCUUCCUCUUCUCUGUCACAUUCCCCUCGGCAAUCUGUUGCCAGGGAAUCUGAUAACGUUGCCAAUCUAGUUAAGGAAAUUUUGUUACAGGAAGCUCUGAGCUUAUAUCAUCCCCUGGAAGACUCCGAGACUAAAGAGGAAGAGGAGGAAGAGGAGGAAGGAGGGGAAGGAGAGGAUUACAGUGACACUUCAUUUGAAAGUGAAGUGAUCACACCAUUAUCCACCCCAUCCCCCACUCCUCCUUCCUCUCCGAUCGUCAUUCCCAAGGAAGCCACACCCAUCAUACACACCCCUGAGUUGACUCCUGUUGGCUCCUUGACAAUCUCACCAAAGGAAGAGGAAGAUGAACUCAUUACACCCCAGGGAUCUCCUAAUUCUCAAUCUUCUAUCACUUAUGAUAAUUCUACUGUGUCUCAUAAAUCAACGACUAGUCAUGCAUACGAAGUACUAGCUGAUACAUCGUAUGCCACCCCCACACCAACAGUCAUCUCACUCCCUAAUGACGCCAAAGAGAAAGAUAUUAUUGUGGAAGAAGAAAAACCAGAAGUUCCCGAGUCUGUGACAGACUCCUCCUCUUUCUCCUCCUCUUCCUCGCAGAAUAACACCCACAGUAAAGUACUGGUAACUAGUGAUAGCAGUGUCACUACUGAUAAUGAUAUAUCAGUAGGGGAAAAUUUAAGGUCGUUGCUAGGUGCUGUCCCACCUCAGCCGCCUACGGUUUGUAAUGACGUAUCACUGAGUGAAGGGGAAGUCCCUCUGUCACCUGGUGACACUCGCUGGAAUGUAUUUGUUGGUAAUAGAGUCCAACAAACUAACCUUAGUACUGUUUGUCGCGUUACAGAUCAAUAUACAGACAGCAUGACAACUACCGAAGAGACUAAUAAGGAAUCCAUAACGCCAUUCCAGCUAAAUAUAUUGACUCCUGGUUUUCCAAUGCAGCCUUCUCUUCUCUCCUUUCACCAUCAUCCUCCUCGUCAUGCUGCUACUGCUUUCAUCUCAACUCCUUUUAAUAACAAUGAGCGAUCUUCUAAAAGAGGAACAAGUAAAGAAGCUGUAGCUGAUAUUAAAUCUACAAAUGACAAUGCUAUUAUGAGUAGCGGCUCUAACAAUAAUGAUGAUGAUACUUUGGCCCAUGUUCCUUCGCUCUCUGACGAACCUCACUCGUUAAAUAAUCAACUAACUCCUCCUCCUUUAUCACCAGGAGAAGUGCCCUGCCCUCACUCAAGGGGCAAGGUGGCUACAGGCUCUCCCCAACUCUCCGAAGGAGAAGUCCCAGUUUUUACUCAUAAAAAAAGCAAAAAGACAAGAGAGGGGACAGUUGUUAUUAAUUUGUCGCGUAACAGAAAAAGUGACAAUUCUAACGACGGAGCUCAAGUUGUUCGAGUAGCUCCUGUUAAAAAGUCUGUUUCAUUGGCCACACCUUCACAGCCUCAGUGGGUCUCCCAAAGUGUCUUACGUUCCUCUUCUAAGUCUUCGUUGCCAAGAAAACCGUACGAUAGAAUUGCUGAUCCAGACCCAGUAUUUAAUAUUUCUUCAAGGGGUCCUGUGAUGAUAUUGGAUACUGAUAAUGAUCAUAAUGCAUCGUCUAUAGAUUCACUAACAUUGACUUGAUUAUAGGACAAAAAUAGCAACCAUAUAUAUAUUCACUUUAUUUUAUGUUAUUUUAUUCAA